AUGAAAUACGCGAAAGAUCAAAAUAGACACGAUUUUUUUAUUGAAAAGUCUGAACUUUUAAAAUUCCUAGGGAUUAUGAUACUAACAGGAUACCAUACUUUACCCCAAAUGGACUGCUACUGGAGUAAAGAUGAAGAUAAAGAAGUAACUUUAGUAAGAAAUACAAUGUCAAGAAAUAAAUUUCGUUCCAUAAAAAAAAAUUUGCAUUUAGCUGAUAAUCAUAAUCUCAACCCCUUAGAUAAAUUUUCAAAGUUGCGUCCUUUUUUCGAUUUAUUGAAUCAAAAGUUUGAUCAGUUUGGUAUUUUUGCUCAUAAUUUGUCAAUAGACGAAGAAAUGGUACCAUACUUUGGUCGCCAUUCUUGUAAGAUGUUUAUUAGAGGAAAACCAGUUCGUUUUGGCUUCAAGUUAUGGUGCUUAACUUCUGAAAAUGGUUACUUAUUUCAGUUUUCACCUUAUGGUGGUGCUAGUACCAAACGAAUAGAAGGUUUGCCAUUAGGCUCAGAAGUUGUAUUCAAUCUUUUGGAGUCUGUUGAAAAUCCAAACUUGCAUAAAAUAUUUUUCGACAACUUUUUUACUAGUUAUUCUCUAAUGGCUAUGCUAAGAGAAAAAGGAUUCUUUGCGCAGUUCGAUGGAAUGACAAUUCAGUUGUGA
Macrosiphum euphorbiae (potato aphid) is the source of this 651-nucleotide messenger RNA. Lineage: Eukaryota; Metazoa; Arthropoda; Insecta; Hemiptera; Aphididae. The record is from the annotation of a GenBank genome assembly.